UUGACAUCAAUAAUGUUUCUAUCAAUUAUUUUUAUGAUCCAUGAAAUAAUAAUGAGUUUUUCAGUGUUUUCUAUCAAUGGAAUCAUUAUUAUACGCAAUUAAGAACAAUGUCUAUUUUACUUUAUCAUGGCUCCCCAUUUUUACCUCAUUUUUGUAGCAGUUUUAGUUGCACCGCUAUUAGCAGCAAGAAUAAAAAAUAAUGAACCGGCUGUAGAUGUUAUGGGAGGUAAAGCUUGGGCUCAAUACAGAAGAAGAUUUCAAAAUGUUCCAAACUUACACGAACAAUUCGAAAAUCCUGGAAAACUAUUUGACCAUGUUAUUUCACAAUUUAAUACUCAAAUAAAAGGAGCUGAAGCACCAAUAUACCAAGCAGCUGAUGAACAACGUGAAGUUUGUAGCUUUUAUUCUCAGAAAGAUAAAUCUCCAGUUCAACAGUUAUCUACAUAUAUGGCUCAUUAUCCUAGAAGCUCUGGCCAAGGUUGCACUGCUGUAUUCAUAAACCCAGAGUAUGUUUUGAUGGACCGAAAUUGCUUGGCUGAUGAGAAAAAUAAAAAAAUAUUUCUCGGAGCUGGAACUGUGGAAAGUGGAGAUCAACCCAGAUGUAAUAAAUUCCAUCCAGAAGCAGAAGUGAUUGAAUUCAUUAAUAAUGAUGUAGCACUUUUAAAAAUCUCUCCUGCUCUGGAGCCAAGUUUGUCAAUGAAAGUUGCCAAUUUAUCCUCUCAAAACGUAGCUCAAAAUGCAGUCAUCAUAGCAUCUGGUUUACCAAACAGCGAAUGUCCAAACUUUAAAACCUACAAUCAAUUUUCCAAUGGUAUUCUGUCAGUUACUGAUUUUAAAAAUUGUCCAGGACUUCAAUCAGAUGAAAUUUGUGUUGAAGCCAAAGGAUCAUUCAUGCAUGCUGAAGGACGACAAAUUGAAACUAGAGAUUAUCAUAUUCAGCGUGGCUCACCUGUGAUGGAUAGAAAUGGUAACCUAGUAGGAUUUACGAAAUUUUCGUGUACACAAUUCGGACCAGUUCAAAGUAUCACACCGUAUGUAUCACAAAUUAACACAAUUAUAAAUAGUAACAUUUCUCCUUCAACUACGCCAAAAAAUCGACUACCAAUUAAGCGUUAUCGACAUUCUCGUGCUAUUAAUAUUUAUUAUUAAAAUAAAAACUUCUUUGUUUCUCAAUAUGAAUAGUUAAUUUAUUUUAUAAAAAUUUUUGGAGUAAAAAUAAGAGUAUAUUAAAAACGAAAAAUUUACAAUUUGUAUAUAUUGAUUCUUAUAUUAUGUUAAAAACUGUAAACAAUU
Molecule: messenger RNA, 1293 nt
Organism: Chelonus insularis
Lineage: Eukaryota; Metazoa; Arthropoda; Insecta; Hymenoptera; Braconidae
Exons: 5
Coding region: 127-1149 (340 amino acids)
Biological process (GO): proteolysis
Molecular function (GO): serine-type endopeptidase activity
Source: RefSeq, a predicted model, not a curated record